AUGAUUGAAUUGGAUGCUAUAACCAUGCUUACAGCUCAAGUAGCAGCUUUGACGAAGCAAUUACAAACGACUACACUCCCAUCUCAAGCUAUGCAAGUUCAAAACAUUUGUGAAGUGUGUGGUACAACCCAUCAACCAAACCAAUGCCUUGCUAUAGAUAUGAAUAACAUGCCCAUGGAAGAAGUCCAAGCCAUAGGAAAUUACCAAAGACAGCCUAAUAAUCCCAAUUCCAUGACCUAUACCCCAGCUUGGAAGAACCAUCCAAAUUUUUCAUGGUCCAACAAUCAAAACACUCUCCAACCUUAUCCUCCACCUCAGCCACCAUAUCAACCUACCCAAAAUAGGCCACCUUAUCCACAGCAAUAUGCACACCAAAAUCAUCCACCGGGCUAUUAUCAACCACAAAAUAGACCACCUCCCCAAAUGUCAAUGAAACCAGCUGAAACCCAACCUGAUGUGCUUAACCAAUUCAUGACUGAAACUAGGGCAUCCAUAAGAAGUUUGGAGACUCAAAUAGGGCAAUUGGCUACUUUAAUGACUAAUAGAGCUCAAGGGCUAAAGAAGAGUCAGUCAGAAGAAGAAGAGAAGAAAAUGGAUGAUAAAAAGGUUACUGAAGACCUUAAGGAAGAAGAGGAGACCCCACCUGUAAAUAUUGAGCAUCAUGUUAGAGUUCCAUAUCCACAAAGUCUUCGCAAGCAUAAUUUGGAUAAGCAGUUUGCAAAGUUUUUAGAGGUGUUCAAGAAGCUACACAUAAAUAUACCAUUCACGAAAGCAUUAGAACAGAUGCCUAGCUAUGUAAAGUUUAUGAAGGAGAUUCUCUCUAAUAAGAGAAAGAUGGGUGAUUACGAAACAGUGGCGUUAACAGAAGAAUGUAGUGCGAUUUUGCAAAGAAAGCUUCCUCAAAAGUUAAGAGAUCCUGGGAGUUUUACCAUUCCGUGCACUAUUGGGGAGUUUGAAUGUAAGCAUGCACUUUAUGAUUUGGGGGCGAGUAUUAAUUUAAUGCCUUUGUCGGUAUUCCGGAGGCUUGAUUUGGGGGAAGCUAGGCCAACUACAAUAACAUUACAGCUGGCUGAUAGAUCUGUGAAGCAUCCACGUGCAACUGGGCAAGCAUUGAUAGAUGUGCAAAAGGGAGAGUUGAAGCUGAGAGUUCAAGGGGAGGAAGUAGUAAUUAAUGUGUUUAAGGCUAUGACUUAUCCUAAAGCAAGUGAUAGUUGUUUCUCAGUUGAUGUGGUCAAAGAAGUAGUAGAAAGAAAAAAAUUAAGAGAGGAUCCUCUUGAGUUGAGUCUUACAGUUAAUGAUGUAGAUGGUGAGGAGAAUGAAGAGGUGAUGAGUUAUUUAAAGUGGAUAAAAUCAGCUGUGCUGUGGAAGUAUAAGAAGUUUGAAGAAUUAGGUGCAGGACCAGACAGACCAUUACCAUCGAUUCAGAAGCCACCUGUUUUAGAAUUGAAAGUUUUACCGGACCAUCUCCGCUAUGCUUAUCUUGGGGAACAAAAGACUCUUCCAGUUAUAGUUUCAUCAUUUCUUUCGGAAGUAGAGGAGGAGAAGUUGUUGAGGGUUCUACGAACUCAUAAAACUGCUAUAGGGUGGACUCUGGCUGAUAUAAGAGGAAUUAGCCCAUCAACACUUAUGCAUAGAAUUCUUAUGGAAGAUGAGGUGAAAACGACUAUUGACGCUCAAAGAAGACUUAAUCCAACAAUGAAGGAAGUGGUAAGGAAAGAUAUUUUGAAGUGGGUAGAUGCUAGAGUGAUUUACCCUAUUUCUGAUAGUGCUUGGAUGGUGUUGAGAAGGUGUGAGGAGUCGCAUUUGGUACUUAAUUGGGAAAAGUGCCACUUUAUGGUUAAUGAAGGAAUUGUAUUGGGGCACAAAAUUUCUAAGAAAGGAAUUGAAGUGGAUCGGGCCAAGAUUUCUACUAUAGAGAAUUUGCCACCUCCAAUUUUAGUUAAGGGAGUGAAGAGUUUCUUGGGCCAUGCGGGGUUUUAUCGGAGAUUUAUCAAAGACUUCUCUAAGAUCUCAAAGUCGUUGUCUACCUUGUUGAUGAAUGGGGUUCCUUUUGAUUUUAAUGAUGAGUGUUUGAUUACUUUCAAGACUCUCAAGGAGAAGCUCAUUUCAGCACCGAUAGUAUGUACACCUAAUUGGGACCUUCCAUUUGAGCUUAUGUGCGACGCUAGUGAUUAUGCGGUUGGAGCGGUUCUUGGGCAGCGAGUGGAUAAGGUAUUUCGAACUAUAUACUAUGCUAGUCGAACUUUAAAUGAUGCUCAACUAAAUUAUGCAACAACAGAAAAAGAACUUCUAGCCAUAGUUUAUGCUUUCGAUAAGUUCCGUCCAUAUUUGAUCGGAAAUAAGGUGGUAGUCUAUAUGGAUCAUUCGGCAAUAAAGUAUCUUAUGACUAAGAAAGAUUCUAAGCCUCGUCUUAUUCGGUGGAUUUUGUUAUUACAAGAAUUUGAUGUGGAGAUUAAGGAUAAGAAAGGUACUAAGAAUUUGGUGGCUGAUCAUUUGUCUCGUUUAGAGGUUGAGAAAAAUUCUCUUGAUAAAGAAGUUCAGAUUAAUGAUGCUUUUCCGGAUGAGCAGUUGUUCAAAGUGAAUGUUUGCAAGGAGGUUCCAUGGUUUGCGGAUUAUGUUAAUUAUUUGGCUGCUAAGGUUAUACCCCCUGAGAUGACAAGUCAUUUUGGCGGAACAAGAACAGCUGCGAAGGUUUUGCAAAGUGGGUUUUACUGGCCUACACUAUUUAAGGAUGCUAAUGAUUUUGUCAAAAGUUGUGACCGUUGUCAACGGACUGGGAACAUAUCAAGAAGAGAUCAAAUGCCGAUGACUGGUAUUUUGGAAGUUGAGCUAUUUGACUGGUUCACUGCUCUUUGUGCUCGCUAUGGUGUUCAUCAUCGAAAGGCGUUAUUCUAUCACCUAAUUGCAAAUGGCCAAGCUGAAGUAUCGAAUAGAGAAAUAAAAUGUAUCUUGGAAAAGACAGUAAAUACUUCGAGGAAGGAUUGGUCGAAGAAGCUCAAUGAUUCACUCUGGGCUUAUCGCACGGCAUUUAAAACUUCGAUUGGUAUGUCACCAUAUCGAUUGGUGUUUGGUAAGGCUUGUCAUCUACUGGUGGAAAUGGAGCAUAGAGCUUAUUGGGCUGUAAAAAAGUUAAAUGUUGAUCUCUUCAUGGCGGGGCAGAAUAGGCUUAUGGAGUUAAAUGAGCUUGAGGAAUUCCGAAAUGAAGCCUAUGAGAAUGCGAAGAUAUAUAAGGAGAAGUCGAAGGCUUUUCAUGAUAAGAGAAUAUUAAGGAAGGAUUUCCAACCAGGGGAUAAAGUUUUGCUCGUUAAUUCUAGGCUUAAACUUUUUCCUGGUAAAUUGAAGUCACGAUAG
Messenger RNA from Humulus lupulus (European hop), 3351 nucleotides. RefSeq lists its product as uncharacterized. NCBI's taxonomy places the organism in Eukaryota, Viridiplantae, Streptophyta, Magnoliopsida, Rosales, Cannabaceae. Bases 1 to 3351 code for a protein of 1116 amino acids. The record is from RefSeq and is a predicted model, not a curated record. The transcript has 6 exons. Gene Ontology annotation, molecular function: nucleic acid binding.